AUGCGCCUUUCACACGCGAGUCUCCUCGCGACGCUUGGCCUCGCAUCCGCUGCGUCCAAGCCUCCGCACUCCGCGCGCCUCUGGGCAACGCAUUACAACGGCCAUGUCUACACGCUGACACUCGAUGGCGAGCACCUCUCGCUUACCGACAAGCUCAAGACAUGCGGUAAAAUGCCUAGCUGGUUGACCUAUGACUCGGAAACGCGUGUGCUGUACUGCUCUGACGAAGACGGCACCGCCGACCCCUCAACCCACGGCUCCUUGACAGCGUACAGCACCGCGCCGAACGGCAAGCUGCAUGAGAUCGCGAGUACCAAGACGAUCGGCGGUGGUGUCAACUCCGCGAUCUAUGAGAAUGGCGAUGGAGAGAAGUAUAUCGCUAUUGCGCACUAUGAGGGCUCGGCAGUCUCAACCUACGACCUCCCUUUAAAGGAAAACGCUCCCUACAAACAAGCCUUCCGCUUCCACAUGGACCACAAAGGUGCCGUACCCCAACAAGACUCUCCCCACCCCCACGAGGUCUUCCUCGACCCAACGGGCUCCUUCCUUGUCUCUCCCGACCUAGGCGCCGAUCUACUGCGCAUCUAUUCCAUUUCCGCCGACGACGGCCACCUCCACGAAUGUCCCGCCGUGAACGUCACAUUCGGCAGUGGCCCCCGGCACGGCGUGUUCUGGACAGACGGGACAAAUGAAACCAUCCAGACCGCCGAAAACGGGCAGAUCACGCACCAGAGACAGUUUGCGGCUGUGGGUAAGACGAUGAUUUACCUCGUUAAUGAAAUCGGUGGUACGAUGAUGAGCUUUGAUGUUGCGUAUGCGCGUUCCGGCUGUCUGGACCUCCAGAAGACGCAGACACUUGUUCCGUAUACCGGGGGCAAGAUGCCCAAGGGAGCGACGCCGGCUGAGAUCAGGAUGGUUGGGGAUAUGUUUUAUGUUUCCAUUCGCAGCGAUCAGGGAUUCAAGCCGAGUGAUUCGAUGGUUACUUUGAAUCGGUCGCCUAAGAAUGGGUCUGUUAGUUUGAGGAACAAGUCUGAUGCGUAUGGAAAGGUGCCGCGGACGUUCGCAAUCAACAGGGCGGGCGAUCUGGUUGCCAUUGGGAACCAGGCGAGUGCAACUGUUAUUAUUGUGCGCAGAGAUCGGGAGACGGGGGAUCUUGGGAAUAAGGUUGCUGAGUUGCAGGUUGGGCAGCCUGGGAAAGUUGGGACGGCGGAGGGGUUGAGUAGUGUUAUUUGGGAGGAGUGA
Molecule: messenger RNA, 1242 nt
Organism: Penicillium cinerascens
Lineage: Eukaryota; Fungi; Ascomycota; Eurotiomycetes; Eurotiales; Aspergillaceae
Exons: 2
Coding region: 1-1242 (413 amino acids)
Molecular function (GO): 6-phosphogluconolactonase activity; protein binding
Source: RefSeq, a predicted model, not a curated record